This is a messenger RNA of Funneliformis mosseae, 164 nucleotides long. NCBI's taxonomy places the organism in Eukaryota, Fungi, Glomeromycota, Glomeromycetes, Glomerales, Glomeraceae. The record is from the annotation of a GenBank genome assembly.
AAAAUAAAAUUGAAGCAUCUCAAGAUAAAAUUUUAUGUGAAAAGAUGGUAGAAAUUUCUAACAUGAAAUUAUGGCACGCAUUAAAGUACGUUGUUAAGUUAAAUCAUCCAGUAAUAAUAUUAUUCACACAAUUAGAAGAAAAUGAAGUUGAAAUACUCCUAAUU